Molecule: messenger RNA, 2661 nt
Organism: Artibeus jamaicensis (Jamaican fruit-eating bat)
Lineage: Eukaryota; Metazoa; Chordata; Mammalia; Chiroptera; Phyllostomidae
Gene: FKBP10
Product: FKBP prolyl isomerase 10
Exons: 10
Coding region: 62-1810 (582 amino acids)
Molecular function (GO): calcium ion binding; peptidyl-prolyl cis-trans isomerase activity
Source: RefSeq, a predicted model, not a curated record
AGCUUGGUGGCGGCCCUUCUUUCUCUCGGCCUCACUGCCCGCCGUCCCAGCUCCAGGCACCAUGUUCCCGGCGUGGUCCCCCAGCCACACCUUCCUCUGGCCCCCACUGCUGCAGAUGCUGCUGCUGCUUUUGCACGCCGUGGGGAGGGGGCUGGGCCGCGCCAGCCCGGCCGGGGGCCCCCUGGAAGACGUGGUCAUCGAGAGGUACCACAUCCCCAGGGCCUGCCCCAGGGAGGUGCAGAUGGGGGAUUUUGUGCGCUACCACUACAACGGCACUUUCCAGGAUGGCAAGAAGUUUGAUUCGAGUUAUGACCGCAGCACUCUGGUGGCCAUCGUGGUGGGUGUGGGGCGUCUCAUCACUGGCAUGGACCGAGGCCUCAUGGGCAUGUGCGUCAACGAGCGGCGGCGCCUCAUCGUGCCUCCCCACCUGGCCUACGGCAGCAUCGGCGUCGCGGGGCUCAUUCCCCCGGACGCCACGCUCUACUUUGACGUGGUCCUGCUGGACGUGUGGAACAAGGCGGACACUGUGCAGGUGAGCACCCUGCUGCGCCCGCCCCUCUGCCCCCGCACGGUCCAGGACGGUGACUUCGUCCGCUACCACUACAACGGCACCCUGCUGGCCGGCACCACCUUUGACACUAGCUACAGCAAAGGCGGCACGUACGACACGUACGUGGGCUCCGGCUGGCUGAUCAAGGGCAUGGACCAGGGGCUGCUGGGCAUGUGUCCUGGAGAGAGAAGGAAGAUCACCAUCCCUCCAUUCCUGGCCUAUGGCGAGAAAGGCUAUGGGACUGUGAUCCCCCCGCAGGCCUCCCUGGUCUUCCAUGUCCUACUAAUCGACGUCCACAACCCGAAGGACACCGUCCAGCUGGAGACCCUGGACUUACCACCCGGCUGUGUCCGCAGAGCCGUGGCCGGCGACUUCAUGCGUUACCACUACAACGGCUCGCUGAUGGACGGCACCCUCUUUGAUUCCAGCUACUCCCGAAACCACACGUACAAUACCUACGUGGGGCAGGGCUACAUCAUCCCGGGGAUGGACCAGGGGCUGCAGGGCGCCUGCAUGGGGGAGCGCCGGAGGAUCACCGUCCCCCCGCACCUGGCCUACGGGGAGAAUGGGACUGGAGACAAGAUCCCUGGCUCAGCUGUGCUGAUCUUUGAUGUCCACGUCAUCGACUUCCACAACCCUGCAGAUCCAGUGGAAAUCAAGACACUGUCGAGGGCCCCAGAGGCCUGCAACGAGACCUCCAAAAUUGGGGACUUCGUUCGCUACCACUACAACUGCUCUCUGCUAGAUGGCACCAGGCUCUUCUCCUCGCAUGACUAUGAGGCCCCGCAGGAGGCCACUCUUGGGGCCAAGAAGGUGAUCGAGGGCCUGGACACAGGCCUGCAGGGCAUGUGUGUGGGAGAGAGGCGGCAGCUUGUGGUCCCCCCGCACCUGGCACACGGGGAGAGCGGAGCCCGGGGCGUCCCUGGCAGCGCUGUGCUGCUGUUUGAGGUGGAGCUGGUGUCCCGGGAGGAGGGGCUGCCCGAGGGCUACCUGUUUGUGUGGCAUGAUGACCCUCCCGCCAACCUGUUCGAAGACCUGGACGUCAACAAAGAUGGCGAGGUCCCCCCAGAGGAGUUCUCCACCUUCAUCAAGGCUCAAGUCAGUGAGGGCAAAGGACGCCUCUUGCCGGGGCAGGACUCGGAGAAAACCAUAGGCGACAUGUUCCAGAACCAGGACCGCAACCAGGACGGCAAGAUCACCGCCGAGGAGCUCAAGCUGAAGUCGGAUGAGGACCAGGAGCUGGUUCAUGAGGAGCUCUGAGGAUGGAGCUGGGGCCCCGGGCCGGGCAGCAGCGCCCACUUCUGGGGGACAGUGGGCGGGGGGACUUGCAGCGGGCACCCGCCCCUCUUCUGGGAUGAGGUCUGAGAGCGUCCGCAGAGCGGUCAGAGGUGACCACCCUGGCCUCCCUACCAGCCCGGAGAGACGUCCACCGCACAGACCUCUCCUUGGUUUUCCUGGUCCGACCCACACCGCUUCCUUCACGAGUUUUGGAGUCACAGGGCCAACCUGGGGACCGGUGGAGGUUGGGGUUGGACCAGGCCAUUGCCGGCCCCUCCCCCACAAUGCCACGGCACCACCGGGUUGGUCCCAGCUCAUCAUUUAUUUCCCCAAACUUCCUUCUCUUUGUCCUUCUCCUCACCAUCCCCAGUCCUGCCCCCUCUCUGUCACGGCAGCUCCCAGAAGCAUGAACAGGGCAGGCAGAACCCCCACCCUCCCCCCACAGCUCUGGCUGGUGCCACGGAGGGUUGGCACCAGGAGAGCAGCCCUAACACUGUACGGUCCCCACCCACCUGGCCCAUUCCCCCUCGAGGCUGGGGUGCCCCCAGGAGCUGCAGGUCCCGGCUGGCCUGCGUGUGACCUUUCAUCCCUAAGGAAGGCUGCCUUCGCUAAGGGACUGAGGAAGAGGAGGAAAAUUAAAAAAUGGUGGUGAGGAAACCCAUGCAGCUGGAUCCCGGGGCUAUAAAAUGAAGUUCUUGGUUUGGAGCCGAGUCCGGAGGGUGCACCAGGGACUGCCGGGUGCUGGGGGUGGGCGGGCAGUGUGCACUCCCAAAAGGCUGAACUGGUGCUGGAUCUCCUUCUCCUUUGUGACAAAUAAAAGACUAAACCAGAGG